Leguminivora glycinivorella is the source of this 5804-nucleotide messenger RNA. RefSeq names its product titin-like. The coding region runs from base 101 to 5695 and encodes 1864 amino acids. The transcript is spliced from 47 exons. NCBI's taxonomy places the organism in Eukaryota, Metazoa, Arthropoda, Insecta, Lepidoptera, Tortricidae. The record is from RefSeq and is a predicted model, not a curated record.
GUUCCUCGCUGGCGAGUCCUCGUCAGAAGAGGUUAUACGCUCAAAGUCUUUGCCCACACUCGAAACAAAACUGGAUUCCGAUAUCAAGAAUUAUCACGUCAUGAAGCCAGAGGCUUUGUGGCCAGCGAUUUCUGAAGGUUCGAACAGCACGCCUAAACGCACAAGCUUUAGUGAGACUGUCCCAGUUCCAGAAUUUGGUGCGUUGAUAGAGCAGUUAGCGACACAAAUUUCGACCGAAGUGGAUAAGUUAAAAGCGUUUUCUCAGAAAUACUCAGAAUUGAAACAAAGUUAUAAUCAAAAUCAAAAGUGGGCGGAGUGCGACAAAUUUAUAAUAUCCAUCACGGAAACACCGGACGGGAAGGAUGAAAUUGUGGGCGAGUUCAGAAAAGAAAACAGUCCAACUGCUUGCAAUGUAACAUUCAAAAUCACGGUUGCACCCAAACCAGAUACCAGAAUACAGGAAAUUACCGACAAAACAAAAUUUAUAGGUUGCAAUUGCCCCGAACCUCUGAAAGACGAACCACUGAAACAGCUGAUGCCGCCGUCUAUCCUGAAAACUAACAUGAGUCAAAAAUCUGCCGCUGCCUGUUACUGUGAAGCUAACUACAUGAACGGACCAGCUGAAGUAAAAUCAAACCAUCAAUAUCAAGUUAGCUACCCUUCUACUGAAAGGGUUAGCUUCUCAGAUAGCCGAACGCCUAUUGCGGGCAAUUUCUACAAAAACAGCCAACGUAAAGUUCGCCGCUCUUUUCUAGUGAGACAGAAAUCAACAUCCCAAACAACUGUACAUAACCCGAUCAACCAAACAUACGAACGCGCUGGAAAAGCGUUCAAUCAAAAAUACGAACGCGCUGAAAACCCAAUCAACCAAACAUACGAACGCGCUGGAAACCUGAUCAACCAAACAUACAAACGCGCUGAAAACCCAAUCAACCAAACAUACAAACGCGCUGAAAACCCGAUCAACCAAACAUACAAACACGCUGAAAACCCGAUCAACCAAACAUAUGAAUGCGCUGGAAACGCGAUCAACCAAAAAUACGAACGCGCUGAAAACCCGAUCAAACAAACAUAUGAACGCGCUGGAAACGCGAUCAACCAAAAAUACGAACGCGCUGAAAACCCGAUCAAACAAACAUACGAACGCGCUGGAAACGCGAUCAACCAAAACUACGAACGCGCUGAAAACCCUAUCAAACAAACAUACGAACGCGCUGGAAACGCGAUCAACCAAACAUACGAACACGCUGAAAACCCGAUCAAACAAACAUACGAACACGCUGAAAACCCGAUCAAACAAACAUACGAACGCGCUGGAAAAGCGAUCAACCAAACGUACGAACGCGCUGAAAACCCGAUAGACCAAAAAUAUGAACGCGCUGAAAACCUGAUCGACCACAAAUACGAACGCGCUGAAAACCCGAUCGACCACAAAUACGAACGCGCUGAAAACCUGAUCAAGCAAACAUACGAACGCACUGAAAACCCGAUGAAACAAACAUGGGAACCCCCAGUUUCUUCUCAAGUAACAGAGAAACCAACUUGGCAAACACCUGCUUCAGAUACAAUCAGCCAAACAUACGAACUACCAGUUCGCCGCGCUUCGCAAGUAACAGAGAAACCAACUUGGCAAACACCUGCUGUGGACACAAUCAACCAAGCAUACGAACCACCAGUUCGCCGCUCUUCUCAAGUAACAGAGAAACCAACUUGGCAAACACCUGCUGCUGUAGACACAAUCAACCAAACAUAUGAACCCCCAGUUCGCCGCGCUUCUCAAGUAACAGAGAAACCAACUUGGCAAACACCUGCUGUGGACACAAUCAACCAAACAUACGAACCACCAGAUAAACAGAAUCAUAGACAAGAUUAUACGACUUUUCGCCGCGCUUCUCAAGUAACAGAGAAACCAACUUUGCAAGCACCUGCUGCAGACACAAUCAACCAAGCACCUGAACCCCCAGUUCACCGCUCUUCUCAAGUAACAGAGAAAUCAAUGUUGCAAACACCUGCUGUAGACACAAUCAACCAAACAUCAGGACCCCCAGAUGACAGUACUUCUGAAAAAGGGGAACCAACUAGCGAACCCCCAGUUUGCUGUCCUCCAAAGGAAGCAAAGAAAACAGUUGGCCAAACUCCUGACGUAAACGUGAUCAACCAGAAAUCUGAACCCCCAGUUUGCUGUCCUCCAAAGGAAGCAAAGACAACAGUUGGCCAAACUACUGACGUAAACGUGAUCAACCAGAAAUCUGAACCCCCAGUUUGCUGUCCUCCAAAGGAAGCAAAGAAAACAGUUGGCCAAACUCCUGACGUAAACGUGAUCAACCAGAAAUCUGAACCCCCAGUUUGCUGUCCUCCAAAGGUAGCAAAGACAACAGUUGGCCAAACUCCUGACGUAAACGUGAUCAACCAGAAAUCUGAACCCCCAGUUUGCUGUGCUUCUAAGGAAGCAAAGAAAACAGUUGGCCAAAACCUGAUCAACCAGAAAUCUGAACUCCCAGGGAGCAAGUUUGUCUCCAAGUUUGCUUCUGCUUUCAAAUCAGUUUCUCCGAAAACCUCAAAAACCAAAAAACCGAGCAAACGAAAAUGCAAACCUCCAGCUUGCUGUUCUUCAAGUGAAAUUGAGCCACCAACUAGCCAGACGCCUGCUGUAAUCCCGGACAACCAAAAAUGCGAACCCUCAGUUUGCUGUUCUUCUCCGGAAAAAGAGGAAACAAUUUGCCAAAAAAUGCCUGUCGUAAACCCGGUCGACCAAAAAAACGAACCUCUAGAUCACGGUUCUCCAGAAAAAGAGGAAACAAUUCGCCAAAAAAUGCCUGUCGUAAACCCGGUCGACCAAAAAAGCGAACCUCUAGAUUGCGGUUCUUCACCGGAAAAAGAGGAAACAAUUUGCCAAAAAAUACCUGUCGUAAACCCGGUCGACCAAAAAAGUGAACCUCUAGAUUGCGGUUCUUCGCCGGAAAAAGUGGAAACAAUUUGCCAAAAAAUGCCUGUUGUAAACCCGGUCGACGAAACAUGCGAACCACCAGUUUGCUGCUUUUCUUCGGUAAAAGGGGAACCAAGUUGCCAAAACCUGCCUGUCGUAAUCCCGAUCGACCAAACACACGAACCCCCAGAUUGCUGUUAUUCUUCGGUAAAUGGGGAACCAACUUGCCAAAAACUGCGUGUCGUAAACCCGAACGACCAAACCGGCGAACGCCCAGAGGGCCGCCAUACUUCGAAAAAAAGACCACCGACUUGCCAAAACCUGCCUGUCGUAAACCCGGUCGACCAAUCCUGUGAACCCCCAAACGAAGUUUGCUGUUAUUCUCCGGAAAAAGAAGAACCAGUCCAAAUGUCUCCCAUCAAUGCGAUCGACCAAACAUACGAACCCGCAGUUUGCUGUACUUCUCCGGAAGAAGGAAAACCAACUCACGAAAAGUCUGCCAUUAGCAUGAUCGACCUAAAAUGCGAUUCCACAGUUUGCUGUUAUUCUCCGAUAAAAGGGAAACGAACUCCCCAAAAGUCUGCCGUCAACAUAAUCGACCAAAAAUCCGAACCUCCAGUUUGCUGUUAUAAUCCGGAAAAAGGGAGACCAACUAGCCAAAUUCCUGUCGUAAACCCGAUCAAUGAAAAAAGCGAACCCAAAGGUCGCCCUGCCCAAGUAAUAAGAUCACCUACCAACUUAGCAAAGCCUGAAGUAAUGUCGAAGCCAGAUAACAAAAGUUCUUGCCCAGCUUGUGCGGUUUGUCCUGGUAAAGAAGAUAAAUGGUCAAUUUUUGAUCUAUCACCUGAGGCGGAGGCCAAAUGGAAUCCACAAAAAGUUAGAAGUUCCGAAGACAAAGGAGUUAACUGUGUGUGUCCUAAGCAAGAACUACUAUUUACUGAAGAGCCUGAGCCUGGGCCUAAAAUUAAGCCGAAAAAGCUUAAAAUAAUCACAGACAAAGCUUGCUGUAUAUGUGCUGUUGUAGAAGACAUAUCAAGUUACGAAAUAACUCGAACCCAUAAAGACGAAUGCAAAGGUUUAUGUCCUUGUGUUGAAGAAGAUAAAUCAAUUUACGCUGACUCAUUCCCGUAUGGGUAUAACGAAAACCAGGAACCCAUCUUAAAGACUAACCGUAAGACCAUCGUCAUAGGUGAAGAAUAUUUGUAUUUGUAUAAUACGUACGGCGGCGUCGAUCAGACAGACUCAAAAACGAAGAACUCAACUUCUGCUAUUGAAAUUAUUGAGAUGAAAGCGUCUAAAAUAACGCCCAAAUCCUCCUCGAAGAAAACCACAGAUCCCAUAAAAGACACACAGCCCCAAACAACAAAUGAUCCAUCUGUCAAUGAUUCUCCAACAGAAGCACCAAUAACUACAGAGUGCCCACCAGCCAAAAAGACAGAACUCAUAAAGGUCACACUCCCCACAGAGCGCCCACCAACCGAAGAAGCAGAACCUAUAAAGGACCCAAAACCUACAGAGGUCACACUGACCACAAAGUACGACCCUAUCAAAGAGGCAGAAUCUAUAAAGGUCGCAAAACCCACAGAGUGCCCACCAACUGAUGAAGCAGAACCAAUAAAGGAUCCAAAACCUACAGAGGUCACACUUCCCACAGUGUGCGGACCUACCAAAGAGGCAGAAUCCAUAAAAGUCCCAAAGCACACAGAAGUUAAAGUGCCCACAGAGUGCCCACCAACCAAAGAGGCAGAACCUAUAAAGAUCCCAAAACCCACAGAGGCUAUACUGCCUACAGAGUGCCCACCUACCUACAAGGUCAAAAGACUCACAGAAGUCACUCUGGCCACAGUGUGCGGACCUACCACAGUGAUAUCAUCUACCAAAGAGCUCAUACCUACCACAGAAAACCCACAGUCCAAGGAUGAGACCAGAGCAGAAGCGCCAGAAACAAUAAUUGAAUCAUCCUUGACGAAAACCUCAGAUCCUACAAUAGUCAUACAGUCCCAACCAACAGAGGCCCCAUGUAUCAAGGAUUGUUCAGAACCCUCAAAGGCCCCACUAACCACAGAGAUAGAACCAAUAGAGGUCCCAAAACUCACAUGGUGUUUAAUCACAGUGGCCACUUCUACCACAGGGACCACACUGAGCCCACAGACCAAGGAUGCUACCACAGAUCCCAUCGAAGAAGGGCCCAUACCUACCACACAGAGCCCACAGACCCAAGACGCUACCACAGAUACCAUGGAAGAAGAAGAGCCACGGAAGUUUUCAUGUCUCCAAUACCUCAGAGGUUUAUUAGGCAGAAGAGUGAAUUACACUUUCGAGCUUCCGCCACUAUUGACCUUCUUGCGGGCCUCGGAUUCCGAUUCAGAAGAUGACGAGAUUGACGAAAUAAUCCGCCAGAAGUCUCUAACGGAGCACCAACCUGACCCGAAGCCUCCAGUCCAAGUUAGCCGACUUUUGGUUACCCUACCUGAAGCAAACACAUACAAACACUUACCCAAUGCAAUAUCAAUAUGGCGGACCACUCUCUGCACCACAGAAGAAUCAAAUAUCAACUACACCUGUACCGACUCCUCUCAAACCUUAUGUGUCAUGGGACAGAGCAGAUUGAACCGCGUAUUCAGUGUGACCAACAUUUGUAGUGGAGAAGAGAUGGAAAAGCUAAGAUUAGCGUACUUUUUGUUGUCGGCCAUGGAAGGGAGAAUUAGAAGGGUUAAUUUGAACAAAGUUAAUUAUCCACGAGUAAAUUAUUUGGCCACGUUACGCUAAGAUUAAUGUAUUUCUAUAAACAGAAAAGUUUAUAAUAAUAUUAAUGUUGUGAACUUAGUAACCGUCCAGGUUAUGUAUAUAUGGUCAAUACGGGUAUGUGUAUCAUAGG